CACACACACACACACACACACACACACACACACACAAUAUAUUUUUCUUAUUUUCUUUACAUAGUUAUUUUCUUGUUCAGUCUGAUAAUGGUAAAUGUUUUAACAGUUCAUUGAAGUCAGUCCUGCUGUAGGCCUAACUACUAGCUAGUAAAUACGAUUAAUUAAAUAAAACUGACAAAAUGAAAUAUCACUGUUGACAUAUUUUGGUCCAGAACAGUCAGCUAAUGCUUCACAAUAGCAAAAAAAUUUGGAUUUUCAAAACUUACCGGCGGAAAAAACUUCGGAAACAUUGAAAAUGAACUGCGCUCAAUGAAGCCUCUCGCUCUGUUUGGAACUAUUUGAGGCUCCAUGAACCACGUGACUUCCGCAUUCCAUUCUUUCUAUGGAAGCCAAUGGGAGUGUCGCAACUCUCUUUCUAUAGGGCUCUGAUUAUGACUACAUACAUGUUUGUACAAGCAUGUGCAUUUCAUUGAUCAUUAUUAUUGUAAGAGUUGAACAAGUAAUCAAAUAGACAUCGAUCAAAAUCAUUUCCAAAUAGUGUAAUCAAAAUGGUCAGACUUUUAAUAUCACCUGCAAUAAGUUCUCGCAGGUUUGAAUCAUUUUUUGAGCCAUUUUACUGUUUGAAAAGUGAAUCGAGGGAGGAAAAACUCAGCAGCCACGUUGUCAUAUUUUGACAUGUAUUGGAUAUUCUUUUGUUUCUCCCAGCUUGGCCUGAUUCCCACAAUUUUCUGCAGUCUUGCGGGCCUUUUGAGGCCCAGGGAAAGCAUGCAUCGUGGCGAGAAAGACUUGCAGGCAGCUGCGCGCAAGAUGGGUACAUCUUUACUUUUCCAGCUGUCUGCAUACGAGCGGGACCUAGAUUUGGUAUGCCUGGAUCACAGCUAUGCCAAACCAUGGAACGCUCACCCAGAUGCCAGCAGCGCUCGGCCUACAAGGACCCUGUUUGUGACGCCACGUCGCCAACCUGAACCUUCGUCAGACUCAGAAUCUCAAAUAGACAUAGAAACGGUCACACCAACACCUAUUCCUCUAUACGACAACCAGAAAGCUCUCAGUGUGAUGAAGGAAUGCGAGCGGCACGUUCUAUUUGCUCGAACCGCUGCCGAGAGCCCCCCGCCCCCCGAGGACUGGGAGGAACAUAUAAACAAGACGGGAUGGUCUGUGGUGCAGAACAAACUGUUCAACAAAGUCCUUAAAGCUCUUCAAGCUGAAAGACUAGCACGUCUGGCCAAUGAAAACGCUUGCAAUGAACCCAUUUUGCGGCGAAUAGCGGUGGAUAAGUGUGCCAGGAAGGUACGACACGCACUCGCCAGCGUGAACUGGGACGCCAAACUGACGCAGUGGUUACACACGACUCUGAUCGAGUCUUUAAGCCUUGCCAUGCUUGCUGCGUACUUGGAUGUGCUGCAGACACUCAAGAGCAAGCUGCCCUCGCUGAUCGACAGAAUGUUGCUGCCCUCUGCGAAGACUGGAGCUCCGAGCGCAGAGGCUUUGUCGCUGCUCCUGAAACGUCCUUGGGACCCGGCUGUCGGAGUACUGUCGCAAAACAAACCGAGCAAACUUCCCGGGUCCCCUCUCAUCCUCAUUGCUCCAUCCAGCCCGACUAACCCUGCUCUCUCCACCUCACGGCGGAUGAGAUUUUGGCAGUCGCAGCUCUCCUGCUUAGGAAAGGUGAUCCCAGUGCACACGCAUGUGAACAGUGGAGCCAACGUGGGAAUCUCGCAGUGUUUGGAGCACAUGUUGGGGACGGUCAGAGCCAAAGUCAUGGAGGUUCACAGUCACUUCCCACACAAACCCAUCGUCCUGGUUGGCUGGAACGCUGGUGCUCUUAUCGCGUGUCAUGUAUCUCUUGUGGAAUAUCUGACUGCGGUGGUGUGUCUCGGCUUCCCUCUGCUAACAGUUAAUGGGCCAAGAGGGGAUGUGGAUGACCCACUGCUGGACAUGAAGACCCCCGUGCUGUUUGUGGUGGGACAGAACGCUCUGCAGUGCACUACGGACGGCAUGGAGGAGUUCAGGGAGAAGCUGAGGGCAGACAACAGCAUGGUGGUGGUGGGAGGAGCAGACGACAACCUCAGAAUCAACUCAGCAAAGAUGAAAUCAGAAGGACUAACACAGUCAAUGGUGGAUCGCUGCGUUCAGGAUGAGAUAGCUGACUUCUUGUCGGGUGUCCUAACUCGGGCGGAGGGCCACAGUCAUGGUUCAGGAGAGAUGAGAGACUUGGACACAGAGAAGAAGAAAAGGCCUCGGCGAGAGCUUCCCUUUGAUGUGGAGAGAGGGCGACCUUCGUCUCCGGCGCUUCGAGUUCCCAUCUCACCCUCUGGUUCGGAGGAUCUGUCGAGCGUCUGUAGCAGCCCCACAUCAAGCCCCAAACCCAAGACCACGGGUCUGUCGCCGGCCCAAAAGUCCAGUCUGAUCACCGCUACGCAGCUCCUCAAAACUCACAUGCAGCGCUCGGGCACUGUUCUCACUCACAAGCAGGCUCAAGUGCCAGUCAGCGGUGAUCAGAUGGAAGGCCUGGACAGAGAUGAAGUGCGCCCUCAUGGCAAAAGGAGGCAGACGCCCAGCCCCACGCCGAGCAAAGUGUCCAAGAAGGCAAAGAUCAAAGUCACUAUCGUUUCCCAGAGCGAGUCGGCAGGAAGCACCAUCAACCCUGCUGAGUAUACAAAACCAGUGGGUGUCUCUGGCAAACCAUUAUCUGUGGCAAUGGGACAAACAGUGGCUGGUGCCAAGGAGCUUUCUGGACUUCUGACAGGCCAGCAGUCUGGUAGUCUCUCAGAGGUGUCUGGUGCCCUGUCCCCAGGCUCCAGCUCAUUCAGCAGCGUGCAGCCUUGUAUGGUGUCGGUGUCCUCCACACCAGUCCAGGUGCAAGCUCCAGCUACUGCCCAAGCACCUUCAGCAAGCAGUCUUCUGCAAGGUCUAAGUUUCAGUCUUCAGGAGAUCGUGACCAAAGCUCCUAACUUACCAUCCACAGCAACAAAUGCAGGCAGCACCCAGGCGCUUUGUGGUAAGUCUCAGGAUCCGGUCCUGAGCUCGGUCGGCACCAGCGGCAGCACUCUGCUCCGGACAGUGCCUGUGGUCACCGCAGGGGGAGUCGCCAAAACCACAGCCAUCCAUCAGCUGCUCACCAACGGCGGGCUGGCCAAACUGGCCAGCAGCUUGCCCGGCUUGGCUCACAUCACUAAUCAGACCGCUGGGGGACAGAAAGCACCGGGCUCUAUAACGGUGACCCUUCGAGGAGCACAGCCGAGUCGAGCAGUGUCUCUCAGCCAAGCUGGGGAAAAUGUGGCAGCAGCUCCAACAAAUGAGCCCAAGAGCGUCUGAUGUGAGAUGGUGCAGUGUGUCGGCGGUGGCGUGGAGCCUUGGAUGAGACUCGGAUCUCUCUGCAGCAAAGGACACACAAAGACCACAAGACUCAAAGCUGACCCUCCAGGGAGACGGCAGGAGGAGCAUGGAAGAGUGCUGCUGCUCAACGCUCAGAUUCUGUUACUUAAAUCUCCUCUUUGACUUUUACCACUCCUGCAUUCAGACAAACAAAUCAACAAGGUCCGUUCAUUUUCUCUGCAGGAGAUUAUUUCGUGAACGUAAACAAACUACUUGAAAAAGAGCUCCUGCCAAGAAGGAAGAAAGACAAACGUGCCAAAUUUGGUGACGGCCUCAAAUCUUCCUUUAUAAAGAAACAACUUUUGACUGUUACGUCGUUGUCUUCUCACUAAUGUCCCAUUUAGCCUAUAAAUGUUAUUAACCAGUCAGUUAGUGAUUCAUUUAGUUGUCACAGCUACAUUUCAGAACAUCUCCAUGUUUCUUACUUAAUUUCAGUGGUUAAAGUUACACUGUGAAGUUUGAUUUUACUUUUAUAUCUUCACCUGAUUCUGUGCCUAAAAUCUGCCAAUAAAGCUUGUUUAAACCUUAA
This is a messenger RNA of Austrofundulus limnaeus, 3907 nucleotides long. RefSeq names its product KAT8 regulatory NSL complex subunit 3 (gene kansl3). Bases 676 to 3318 code for a protein of 880 amino acids. The transcript is spliced from 20 exons. Gene Ontology annotation, biological process: positive regulation of transcription by RNA polymerase II. Gene Ontology annotation, cellular component: NSL complex. The record is from RefSeq and is a predicted model, not a curated record. Lineage: Eukaryota; Metazoa; Chordata; Actinopteri; Cyprinodontiformes; Rivulidae.